This is a messenger RNA of Colletotrichum paranaense, 345 nucleotides long. RefSeq lists its product as uncharacterized. The transcript is spliced from 4 exons. The record is from RefSeq and is a predicted model, not a curated record. NCBI's taxonomy places the organism in Eukaryota, Fungi, Ascomycota, Sordariomycetes, Glomerellales, Glomerellaceae. Bases 1 to 345 code for a protein of 114 amino acids.
AUGCCUCGCGCAUCUUCGACCGGUGGUCUCAGUCCAACCAACACACUAGACCUCGGGUCGCAUCCUAGACUGAGUCGUAACAAACAUUUACGAGUCUCUCGUAGAGCACCCCAGGUUAUCUCGCAAAACUCUGAACCGGUCUUCCCAUCACAUAAGAGAGAGCUUGACUCAGCUACCACAAGGCAGCGUACUGAGACGGUGAUCAGCACAUGGUUCAGGCAAUUGGUUCAACCGAAUUGUAAAGCAAAUGAUUCUCAGCAUUUCGGGCCAUGGUAUCUUCGUAUUGAGGGCAACGGCCCCAGAACCAUAGCUCUCAAGCCUGAUAGAAAGCGAUCGAAGUCUUGA